This is a messenger RNA of Pneumocystis jirovecii RU7, 252 nucleotides long. RefSeq names its product ribosomal protein L34. Lineage: Eukaryota; Fungi; Ascomycota; Pneumocystomycetes; Pneumocystales; Pneumocystaceae. The record is from RefSeq and is a predicted model, not a curated record. Gene Ontology annotation, molecular function: structural constituent of ribosome. The coding region runs from base 1 to 252 and encodes 83 amino acids. Gene Ontology annotation, biological process: translation. The transcript is spliced from 2 exons. Gene Ontology annotation, cellular component: ribosome; mitochondrial large ribosomal subunit.
AUGCUUCAAAUACAGAAUCCAAUCUUUAAAAGUGUUUUUUUUUCAUUCCAAAUUGGAAAGCUAUUUCUAAGAUUUUUUCCACCAAUAGUAUUAUUAAAUAUUAAACGAUUUAGAACUUAUGGAAGAGAAUAUCAGCCUUCAAACAGAGUAAGAAAACGAAGACAUGGAUUUCUUGCUCGAAAACGGUCUGUUGGUGGACGUAAAAUUCUUGCUCGAAGAAUAGCAAAAAAAAGAAAAUAUCUAACGCAUUAG